This is a messenger RNA of Gadus morhua (Atlantic cod), 1245 nucleotides long. RefSeq names its product salivary glue protein Sgs-3-like. The transcript is spliced from 3 exons. The annotation marks the transcript as partial. The record is from RefSeq and is a predicted model, not a curated record. NCBI's taxonomy places the organism in Eukaryota, Metazoa, Chordata, Actinopteri, Gadiformes, Gadidae.
ACAGAACAACCAAGUACAGAACAUCCAAGUACAGAAAAAACAAGUACAGAACAACCAGCUACGGAACUACCAAGUACAGACCAACCAAGUACAGACCAACCAAGUACAGACCAACCAAGUACAGACCAACCAAGUACAGAACAAACAAUAACAGAACAAACAAUAACAGAACAAACAAUAACAGAACUACCAAGUACAGAACCACCAACUACAGAACUACCAAGUACAGAACUGCCAAGUACAGAACAACCAGCUACAGAACUGCCAAGUACAGACCAACCAAGUACAGAACAACCAACUACAGAACAAACAACUACAGAACAACCAAGUACAGAACUACCAAUUACAAACCAACCAAGUACAGAACAACCAAGUACAGACCAACCAAGUACAGAACAACCAAGUACAGAACGACCAAGCACAGACCAACCAAGUACAGACCAACCAAGUACAGAACAAUCAAUAACAGAUCAAACAAUAACAGAACUACCAAGUACAGAACAACCAACUACAGACCAACCAAGUACAGAACAACCAAGUUCAGAACGACCAAGUGCAGACCAACCAAGUACAGAUCAAAAAAGUACAGAACAACCAGCUACGGAACUACCAAGUACAGACCAACCAAGUACAGAACAACCAACUACCGAACAAACAACAAAACAACAACCAACUACAGAAACAACAAUAACAGAACAAACAACUACAGAACAACCAAGUUCAGAACAACCAACUACAGAACAAACAAUAACAGAACAAACAACUACAGAACAACCAAGUUCAGAACAACCAACUACAGAACAACCAAUAACAGAACAAACAAGUACAGAACAACCAACUACAGAACUACCAAGUACAGAACAAACAAGUACAGAACAACCAAGUACAGAACGACCAAGCACAGACCAACCAAGUACAGGCCAACCAAGUACAGAACACUCAAUAACAGAACAAACAAUAGCAGAACUACCAAGUACAGAACAACCAACUACAGAACAACCAACUACAGAACUACCAAGUAUAGACCAACCACAUACAGAGCAACCAAGUACAGACCAACCAAGUACAGAACAACCAACUACACAACAAACAAUAACAGAACAAACAAUAACAGAACUACCAAGUACAGACCAACUAAGUACACAACAAACAAUAACAGAACAAACAAGUACAGCACAACCUACUACAGAACAACCAACUACAGAAAAAACAACAACAGAACAACCAAGUACAGAACAACCAACU